Molecule: messenger RNA, 1425 nt
Organism: Penicillium arizonense
Lineage: Eukaryota; Fungi; Ascomycota; Eurotiomycetes; Eurotiales; Aspergillaceae
Product: MFS transporter
Exons: 2
Coding region: 1-1425 (474 amino acids)
Biological process (GO): transmembrane transport
Molecular function (GO): transmembrane transporter activity
Source: RefSeq, a predicted model, not a curated record
AUGUCCGACGAAAAAGUGAUACUGGUCGAUUUCGAGGGUGACCACCCUCAAGAUUGGCCUGCAAAGCGAAAAUGGACCAUCAUGUGUACCAUUUCUAUUCCGCUAUUUCUGAUGCCAUUGUCGUCGACUAUAACGACUCCAACCGUCAGUGCCAUUGCGGAUGAAUUCCACAUCUCGUCUUCUAUAACUGGUCCAUUGGCGUUGUCAUUAUUCCUGCUUAUGUACUCCAUGGGUCCAAUCCUGCUCGGCCCAUUCAGUGAGUUAUAUGGACGAUGGCCUAUUUUGCAGACUGGCAGUCUAGUCUACCUAGCUUUUAAUAUCGGGGCUGGCUUUUGCACAAGUAUAAUCCAGCUAUUGGUGUUCAGGCUUUUAAGUGGAGUUGGUGCCAGUGCAUCGCUAGCUGUUGGCGCGAGCAUGGUCGGGGAUGUGUUUCGCAAAGAGGAACGAGGUCUUCCCGUGGCUUUGAUUAGCCUAGGCCCUGUCCUAGGAUCAUGUCUUGGACCUCUCGUGGGCGGGUUCAUUGCAGACUAUACUACCUGGCGGUGGGCAUUCUGGUCGACUUCCAUCGCUGCCGGGAUUUUCCUUCUUCUCUGCCUUAUGACCGCGCGAGAGACUUACGCGCCCAUUCUCCUUCUGCGAAAGAAGAAAGCCAUCAUGCAAGAAGCAAGGCAGGAAGGUGAAGUCUACAACAUAGUAUGGAAGACACCAUAUGAAAAAGACGAAACCAUUGGCCAGCUCUAUCGACGCACCAUUUCCCGAUCUCUAUACUUCCUCGGCACGCAGCCAAUCAUCCAAGCUCUGGCAUGUUACUACGGCUACCUCUAUGGAAUUGUCUACCUCCUCCUCUCCAGUUUCUCAGAUCUGUGGACAAAAAAAUACCACAUGGCAAUCAGCACCGGAUCUCUCAACUACAUCGCACCCUGUUGCGGGUACUUCAUCGGAGCCCAAAUCUGUGCUUUUGGGACCGACCGUGUCUACCGAUACCAGGUAGCCAAGAACAACGGUGUUGGCAAACCAGAGUUCCGCCUGCCAAUUAUGGUACCAGCCUCCUUGCUAGUCCCUAUCGGUUUGCUCUGGUACGGCUGGAGCGCGGAGUACAAGACACAUUGGAUCGUGCCUGACAUUGGGAUCGCGCUUCCUUUGAUGGGUGCCACUAUAAUUUUCCAGUGUGUUAGUGCAUAUCUAUUGGAUACCUUCCCUGUGUAUGCGGCGAGUGCCAAUGGCGCUGUCUACAUCGUGCGAGGGUUGACUGGGUUUGGGUUCCCGCUGUUCAGCCCGGAGAUGUAUGCAACGCUUGGGUAUGGAUGGGGUAAUACCCUUCUAGCACUCCUGGCAUUGGUGGUUGGAUGUCCUAUUCCGUUCAUUCUGUGGCGAUAUGGGGAGAGGCUGAGGGCUGCGAGCAAUUAUGCCGAUCAAAUUAAGUAA